Molecule: messenger RNA, 822 nt
Organism: Pistacia vera
Lineage: Eukaryota; Viridiplantae; Streptophyta; Magnoliopsida; Sapindales; Anacardiaceae
Exons: 4
Coding region: 1-822 (273 amino acids)
Source: RefSeq, a predicted model, not a curated record
AUGAUUUUUGAGAUUGAUGGAGUUUGUCUCGAGAACUGUAGAAUGGAUAGGAAAGCAUUUUUUAAGUUAUGUAAUUUACUAGAAAGUCGUAGGGGGUUAGUUUCAACUAGACAUACCAGUAUAGAGGAAAUAGUAGGUAGUUUCCUUCACAUCCUUGUGCACCAUGUGAAGUACAGGGUUAUGAAAAGACAAAUAUCUAGAUCAGGUGAGACACUUUCACGAAAGUUUCACAUUGUGUUGAAAUUGCAUUCCAUUUUACUUAAGAAAUCGGAGCCAAUACCGGAGAAUUCAACUGAUGAAUGCUGGAGAUGGUUCAAGAACUGUUUGGGUGCACUGGAUGGAACAUACAUCAGGGUUCACGUCGACGCCAGUGAUAAACCUAGGUAUCGAACACGAAAGGGUGAAAUUGCAACGAAUGUGCUUGGUGUUUGCUCACCUGACAUGCAAUUUAUUUAUGUUCUCCCUAGGUGGGAAGGUUCAGCUAUAGAUGGUAGAGUGCUAAGGGAUGCCAUUAGUAGGAGAAAUGACUUAAAGGUCCCUCAAGGGUGUUAUUACUUAUGUGAUUCUGGAUACACCAAUGGAGAAGGGUUCUUGGCCCCAUACAGGGGGCAACGAUACCAUUUGAAUGAUUGGAGGAGUGAAAUGACAAUAUAUCCAAUUGAGAGUGAAGUUGGUGAAGUUUCCAAUACCCAUGAUGAUGAUGAUGAUGAUGUUGAUGGUGACGUAAUAUGGGACGUUAAGACGACAACAUUAGCCUUUCUAGCAAAAACUAUCCUGUAUAUGCCAUAUGCAACUAAUUCACAGAACAAAUGUCAAGAAUAA